Striga asiatica is the source of this 447-nucleotide messenger RNA. The record is from the annotation of a GenBank genome assembly. Lineage: Eukaryota; Viridiplantae; Streptophyta; Magnoliopsida; Lamiales; Orobanchaceae.
AUGUUAUCGGUGGCAGAUGGCGAGGAGCAGGCUAAACCACAGCGGCCUGGGGAACACCUUUUUACCUCUAUGCUUGUCCAUGAGGUGAGGAUCAUUUCAUUUGUGCUAGAGCACAGGGGCCUGGAUGAGGCUUUCCAGCUGGCGAGAUGCCGAAGACACUUGACAAAGGCCUCAGCUGAAUUCAUCCGACUACAUCUGUUGUCAUUGAAUUGGAAGAAGGAUCACGUUAAUCGCACAUUAACGGUAUAUACAGAGCCACUGGUUGAUAUUACCGAGAUAAUAGUUCCUCAAAAUAAUAAUGGGCUUUACGCCAUUGACAUUUUGGACCCUUCUUUUGUUGUCAUGUGCCAGUGCGCACUUUAUCUUCUGAACGCGAACCAUAUAAUCUGCACGAGGCCAAUAGCCUAUGUCACUUCUUUGAACAAUGGUUAUGUGACCAAUGGUUAG